CAAUAAAAUCUGAGAGUGAGACUGAAGCGAAGAGGUGCCAAAGAAUACGGAGCUCUCGCGUGGGCUAAGCUCAUUUUUAGUUUUGGGGAAUGUCCCGCAGGAUCUGACGAGCUAAAGGAGAAAACAAGCUACCAGUUGGUGCGAUCACAAUACUAUUUUUGUGCUCGGUAGGCACAUACCGUGUGGCAAAGCGUAUCAGAUUCUCUCGCACGGGCUUCGCCAUUGUUGGCGUAUAGCGGCAUGGCCAACCCUAGCGCGGCCUCAACCUCGCCGCUGUACAAACAGCAACUGGUAUUGCAGCUGAGCAGUGACACUCCGUGGAAGGACAAGCAGAGGGUUCGCAAAGCGAUCGUCAGCCUCGGUGGCAUCGUGUCGUUUGUCAUCAGCAAGCAGUCCGCUAUGUUGGUCGCGGAUGGCAGUGAUGUGGAGAAACUCGCCACGUCCUACAAGUAUCGCACUGCCACCAAGUUUGGUAUCCCAAUAGUCAGCACUCAGUAUGUGUUGGAUUGUGAGGCUGUUGACAAACGUUUGCCUGUGGGCAAGUAUCUCUUGGCUACCGCGGCAAAGGCACAGAAAUUCAAGUCCGGCAAGAUACCAGUGUCCACAGUUGAAACUGUAAGCAAGGCCAAGUCGCAGUCGUUCAAUCUCAACUCACUCAGGGUAUACACCGGGCAAGAUUCGUCUAUGCCUGAGUUUCCGGACAGCUAUGAGCUUAUCAAGCUGGUCUUACUCCAGAAAAUGGAGAAGAACAAUUCCUAUUCUUUCAUUCAGCUGGAAGUGCACUGCGCCACCAAGGUCUGCUACCGUGUGUUCAGCCAGCGUGGGCGCUGCGACGCAGCGAACAAGAUUGAAGGAGUUGUUGAUGAGAGUCGAUUCGUCACCAGUGGCUUGGAGGCAAUGGCGGUGGUUGUCGCUCUGCUACAGCGCUAUCCGAAGGAGAGAGGCUGGACAAGAGCGGCCAAACCCGUGCACGCGCACAUCGGAUCUGUUCGUGCAAGACAGCGCCAUGCAGAGUUGUCGCUGACAUUAAGCAGUAACACGGGCGUAUCUGCAGAGGUCUCGUCGUUGCUCAGCUGUGUGUGGGACGAGGCGUUGGCCGGUUUGGACGUCCUGGCUGACUCCCAGUCACUUCAGUCUAUCACCUCACAACAGAUCGACAAGGCAGAGUCAGUGUUGUUGAGUAUUACCAAGGCAAUCAAGGCCGGAGCCACGGUGGAGCUCGACGAGCUGUCUGCCCAGUUUUACGAAUCUCUGCCUCAUACUUCAAAGCAAACCAUAAGCAGCAUGGCCUCUGUUAGCCGUAUGCACGACCGUUGCCAGUUAAUCCGAGACAUGGUGUUGGUGAGUGAAGCAACUCAUUGGCAACGCUCACCUGCUGCUGUUGCUAAGCUGAGCGCCCUGCACUGCAGGCUGGAGCACAUGGGUGGUAAUGUGGCUGUGAAUGGGGACGAACUGCAGCGAGUGCACACGCUUGUUAACGGUACAACGGUCAGUGACAAGCCUCUCAGCGUUCACAAUGUUUUCAGAGUAACGCGGCCGGCGGAGGAGGCAGCGUUCUGUGGAGUCCCCGGGCAAACAUCUCUUCUGUUCCACGCAUCUAAGCCUUCGAACUUUGUUGGAAUUCUGUCACGUGGUCUGUUGCUGCCCAAAGUAGUUGUUGAGGAGCAUGGCCGCAGCAGAAGUGAUUCGGGUCUGCUGGGAAACGGUAUCUACUUUGCACGGCAUUCCAGCACCAGUGCGCUGCACUACUCUGCACCGAGCCAGCGAGGAACACGGCUCAUGCUGGUUGCUGAGGUCAUGCUAGGAAAAACCUUUGACACUACAUCAAAGAUGAUUGGCUGUACUGCACCACCGGAUGGCCACGAUAGCAUUCACGCUGUUCCACCGUUCAAGGACGAACCGUCAGAGUUCCAAGCCGAAGAGUACUGCAUCUUCAAUUGUAACCAGCAGUGUCUGAGGUACCUGGUGGAGUUUACACUGCCGGGCGAAACACCAGCGGUGACUUCACUGUGUGAUGAGCUGGAUGCCAUGUCCAUGGUGAAGGCUGUGGAUGGCAACACUAGCGAAGCUGUCAGUCUGAUGGAAGUGCUGGACGUGCCGGAUCCACUCGCCAAAGUCGACGCGGGACUGCGCGCGGGUGGAGUGUCCGUACCACUGCGCUCCGUACACGUCCGCGCCAAGCUACUGGAUCUGGCCGCUGAGGUUGUAGUUAUGCAAGAGUACUACAAUGAAGGAGACAAGCCGAUCGAAGCCAAGUAUGUCUUUCCACUGGAUGACUCGGCUGCAGUGUGCGGCUUUGAGGCAUUCAUCAAUGACAAGCACAUUGUUGGUGAAGUGAAGGAGAAGGAGACAGCACACAGGGAGUACAAGGAGGCUGUCAGCAAGGGACAUGGCGCAUAUCUGAUGGAUGAAGAGACUCCGGAUGUGUUCACUGUCAGCGUUGGUAACCUGCCACCGUCCGCUAGAGUCCUGAUCAAGAUCACGUACGUGGCAGAGCUGGCCGUAGAGAAUGAACAGAUCCGCUUCAGCGUGCCCGGCAGUGUGGCUCCGUGGACCAGCACCGCUGCCAUGCAAACUGAAACACAGGACGUGACGGAGACGCGCCACGUUACCGAUGCCACACCAAGCGGUGAGUUCUCUCUGCAGAUAGCAGUGGACAUGCCGUUUGACAUCACGUCCAUCAAGUCCAGCUCUCACCCCUCCGAUCUCAAGAUCAAGAGCACGGCAACGAAGGCCGUGUGCCAGCUGAAAGACGGCAGCCAGCUCGGCGAUGGCUUCCAUCUGUUCGUGUCUCUUGCCGAGAUUCACGUGCCACGCAUGUGGGUGGAAGAAGACACAUCAUCCAGCUCACAGGCAUGCAUGCUGACGUUCUAUCCAGAGUUUGAGUCCCCGCCGAGUGAUAGCGAACGUCAAGUCUACUUCUUACUGGACUGUUCCAAUAGUAUGAAGGGUGCGUCGCUGACAGCCGCCAAGAAACUCGUGAUGCUGGCACUUCACUGCAUGAUGUCAUCGGCGACAUCAUCCUCUUUGUCAUCAUCAUCAUCGCAGGAGUGGCGCUUCAACAUUUGCCGAUUUGGAACAGACUGGGAAGAGUUGUUCAGUGUUCCCAUGGUGUGCAACAAGGACACCUGCCAGCAAGCUACUCAGUUUCUUCAGUCAACGGUCACAACCGGUGGAACAAACAUUUUCCAGCCAUUGAGGAAUUUUCAGCUGCUGAACACGACCAGCAGCAAUCAUUCUCCGGUGCGCAAUGUGUUUGUCUUCUCCGAUGGUCAUUUUGCUGAGGAGGACAAAGUACUCACGUGUGCGUCGGAUGGUUUACCGAGUGUCCGUGUCUUCACGUUUGGCGUAGGGUCGACUCCAAACAAGCACCUGCUGCGCAGUGUUGCUCGUGUUGGUGGUGGUGCUGCUGAGGUUUUUGAUAGCAGCACCAAGUCCAAAUGGCAGGGAAAGGUGGCUCGUCAGUUGUCCAAGUCGCGCGAGGCAGUGCUGACGUCUGUCAACGUGGCCUGGCAGCAGUUUGAUGAUGAUGCCGACACACCUGUGCAGGCUCCCCAGCAGAUCGUGUCGCUGUUCAAUGGUUCCCGUCACGUGAUCUACGGCUUUGUUCCACACUGCACGCAGGCUGAACUGCAAGCAGAGGUCGGUGGUGUGGAAGUGAAGACCAUGGUUUCAUGCAGUGAGCUCUCCAAAACAUCAGGAAAGAUACUUCAUCGCUUGACGGCACGCGCUGUGAUCAGAGACUGGGAGGAGGGAGCGCUACACCCCGACCCUCUUGAGCACGAGCUGAUGAAACGCAAUCGCAAGGACUACAUCAUUGACAUCAGCAAGAAGCACUCGUUGGUCAGCCAGUUCACCAGCUUUGUCGCCAUUGAAGAGCGUGAGAAGGGAGAGAAGUUUGACAGCACCACCGGGCCCAGCAUAGCUGGUUUGGUGUUUGCAGAGGAUGUAGACAGUCUCGGAUAUCUGUCAUUCAAGGAAGAUUUGAAGCUAGCAGAGAAAGACGAAUCUGAGUCAUUCGUCCUGCCUGAAAAGUGUGAUCUGGAAACGUACGAAGAGUGUGAUCUGGAAACGUACGAAGAGUGUGAUCUGGAAACGUACGAAGAGCAGGCAGAGCUGCCACCGCGUCUUUACGGUUUCGGUGUGGAGGAGGAAAUGUAUAUGAGCUGUGACAAUACAGAGCUGAACAGAGCGUCCAUGAGAAGCCGCUCCAGGAGUCCAGUGUAUCAACGUCUUUCCUUACAGAGCUCUCUGAAUCAACCGGCGGCCUACGAUGAUGAUCUCCUUCUUGAUGGUUUUAUGUGUGACGACGAAGAGAUGGAAAUGGAGCAGCUUGCGCAACCGGAGAAUGUCCUGUCUGGAUCAGCGGAGAUGCAGGAUAUGCCCGUUGCCGUCGGACAACAGGAGAAGGCAAUGUUGCAGAGAAUACCAUCGUUGAGCGAUUCGCACCAGGUCUCACUGGAAAAAAAGAAGAAGAAAAAGAAGAAGAAGACCUCUGUGAACAAUGAAAAGGUCUCACUGGAAAAAAAGAAGAAGAAAAAGAAGAAGAAGACCUCUGUGAACAAUGAAAAGUUUCACAUUUUGGAAGACAGCAUGGACCUCAGUUCUGCCGGUAGCACGGAAAGUGCACGUCACUCCCGCACUACCGGGUCAGCUAUGGCAGCGCCGCAAUCCACCGCUCUCGAAUCUGAGUGUGGACACGUCUCAGCGGAGGCAGCAGCUGCGGCCGAUGAGUUCUGGUCCGAACAAGCACCCUUGCGUGUGGCAUCAGCCAUGACCAUGCCAUCACGAGCUGAGUCUGAACCCCAGGUUAUGGAUGACCUUGCCUGCCUGGAAAAAAAGAAAGGAAAUGUUAAGUCCCGGUUUCGCUCAGUCGGUAGACCACGAAGAGAGAAGAAAAAGAUGGCUGUAACAGACGAAACUGGACCGGAAGCUGGACAUCAACUCGACAUGCCCAUUGCGGCUGGAAGACUUCGUGACCGUGCUACCAUGAAGUCGACUGUACAUUUGUUUGCGCUGGCUGCACCAGCUGAGUCCCCCACCUUACCUUCCUACUCCCCGACAUCACCUUCGUACUCCCCAACUUCACCUUCAUACUCCCCAACUUCACCUUCCUACUCCCCGACAUCACCUUCCUACUCCCCGACAUCACCUUCGUACUCCCCAACUUCACCUUCGUACUCCCCCACCGCAUCAACCUACUCCCCCACCGCACCCUCCUACUCCCCCACCGCACCUUCGUACUCCCCCACCUCACCCUCGUACUCCCCCACAUCACCGCCCCGCCCAUCCUCAAAGUCGACUGUCCCUCCAGCUGCCCUGACCGCAGCGUUCAACGCAGCAUCUAACGUCUUCAAGCUGAACACCUUGAGCUCCGCAACCUCACCGCCGUACUGCCCAACCGUACCGUCCCUGUCCCGUCCAUCCUUACCCGCGCGUGUACACUCGGCUGCUCUGGGAGCAUCGUUCGCAGAGGAAUGCGUCCAGAUGACACCUGUGGACUCCGCACGUUUACAUUCGUAUUCCCGUCCACCAGUUGCGUACUCACCAGCUGCUUCCAGCCAAGCGCUCUCCAAUCCUAGAAGCGCAGACGUACCAACUGCGCCAACUGGUCUGUUCUUUAAUCAGGAAAAGGGGAAGGCAAUUCCACACCAGCACCAGGGCAUGCCGCAGCCACAGAUGCAGCAACCGAUGCAGCAACAGAUGCAGCAACCGAUGCAGCAACAGAUGCAGCAACAUAUGCAGCAACCGAUGCAGCAACAGAUGGAGCAACAUAUGCAGCAACCGAUGCAGCAACCGGUGCAGCAACCGAUGCAGCAACAGAUGCAGCAACAUAUGCAGCAACAGAUGCAGCAGCAACGAGUGCAACAGCAGGUGCAGCAGCAGCAGAUUCAUAAACACCAGCAAAAUCAACGUCUCUACCAGUUGCAGCAGCAGCAACAGCAGCAGCAGCAGAAGCAGCAGCAGCAACAGCAGCAGCAGCAGACGCAGCAGCAACAGCAACAGCAGCAGCAGAAGAAGCAGCAGCAGCAACAACAACUACAACUACAACAACAAAAAGUACAAGAGCUGCUGCUGCUGUCAGCUGCUGAUCGUCAGCAGGAGGGUCAACAGGAGCAGCAGCAGCAGAAGCUGCAGCUAGAAGAGCAGAGUGCGAUCCAGGCCCUGGAUCACUACUUGAGUUCGUUAACCAGCGAAACUGCAGCUGUCUCUGCUGCUCCAGUUGACGCACUUGACAAGUCCAGGCCCUCCAGAAGGCCGCCGACGGCCUUUGCUAUGCUUCGUAAGAGAAAAAUGUAUGAAUCGUCUGCGAGGUCCAAGCUGGUAGACGCAUCAGUAGACCUUGUCCGUGAAGAGAGUGCAACUAAGACAGUUCGGUUUGCAGCUGAAGACGACGACAACAGCCGUGACAGGGAGAAGUUGGACUCGGACUCCGGUGGCCCAUCUAGUUCGAACGCGGACACGAACUCACGCCUCGACAUAGACUUGAUGGAUGGCAGAGACUUCGACUCUUUCAGCGAGAGUGGUGCCGUGGAAGGCAGACACGAGCAGAUGGCCUGCAUCCCGGACAGGAUGCGCGAGCAACAUGACAAGCGGCCGAUGGACAGUGAACCCGACGAGAUGGAGACGAAAAUCCAGCUCUUCCUGUGCCUCUACCAGCGAAAUCCGGAUCAGUUUGUGCUAACCCCUGAUGGACGCUUUGUCAAGCACUGGGAGUGUGAGUGUGAGUCAUGGUAUCAGGAGUAUUUCGCCACCAGCGUCCUAAGUUACGUGCAUGAGGAUGGAUCAUUAUCGUGGGACGAGACAUGUGUGCUGUUUCACUUAAUUCCAAAAUUCAACCGAGAUCCGAUUCUAAGGAUUCUAAAGGACGCUGGGAUCUUCUCACUAGGUGAACGCAUGUCGUCACUCGUCCUGUCGUUUGUAGUGACGGCCGUUCUGGUCUAUAUCGGAGCUUUGAUUCCCACCAAGCCGUUCAGCAGUCAGCUUGCCGGCUUGAAGAAAGAAACGGCGCUUCGGACGUCCGUCGAGUUUGUGCGUCGCUGUCUGGCUGAGAGUAGUUACUGCUCAAACCUGUCAAGCUACCUGGGCAUAGGCAAUAAUCUUGACGACGUUCUGCAGUUUGUCAUGUUCGAGUGCAUCGAUUGUCCUGAUGUGAUUGACUUGCGCGACAGGACGGUCAGACCGUGUUCCCAUCUCCGUGCCGCUUAGCUUGGUCCCCAAGUUUGAAUUGUCACGGCUGGUGAUGAUGUGUUUGACUGGCGCAGCGUAAAGGUCAGAUCAAGCUUGUAUCACCAUGCCGCUUACCUGGGUCUCCAGGUUUGUAUCGUCACCGGUUUUUUGCAAUUACACAAAAGGCUGGUACACACAAGUCAUGUCGACACACAUAUGCGCGUGUGCAUGCACGUACACAGACAGACAUACACACACACGCAUACACCCGCGCGCUCACACACAUGGUUCAAGCACGCACGGCCCUAUUGCCAAUUGCUAAACCUGUUUUUUUUUGUAUGAACCAUGAAGUAUCUCGGUAGAACUACAAGUAACUUAGUUGUCCUUCGAAGCAGCCAACCCUCCUGCAUAAAAUUAUCCAAAUUUAGUUUACCCACUGGAAAAUAUUACGAUCAUACUUCACUCGCUAACAAAGUCGAGCAGCUAGUUGUCUGGAGAUUCUGUACCUCACUCGCUAUAUCUUUCCUUACAUUUUCAAACCCACUAUGCCCAAUGUCCUGCUUACCUGCGCAUUGCAGCAUUUCAAAACUUGCACAAACUCUUGAGCGCAUGAUGCCAUACGGAACUGUCACACUCUACCUGAAAUUACUGUUCACCUACCAUAGUCUUUUGGGUCUCAUACCUAAAAUUUUUUAGCACCUAAAAUUUCUGCAAAUUGAAUAGUCUACGUUAAAUUUUAGAUGCGCUGAUGCAAUCAUAUGUAGAGUACACCCAUACACAGCACUGUACUCCAAGAAGAAGUUGUAUUUUUUAUGCCCACUUUGGAUUUUUGUUUUGAAUUUUAAAAUGUAGCCGUGUUUUGACCAAUAGCCCCCCCCCCCCCCCCCACCAUACACACCUGAUGAUUUUUUAGUUUUUUUCUCUUAGGUUCCUACGUUGAUCUAGUCAACGUUACUUUAGAAGCCUAACAAUGAAGCACUAGUGGUGUGUACAUGAAUGCCUUGCUCGCCAUCAUUGGAUGCCUGCUUUAUAUUUGUAACAGAUCACAUCGAUUUGAAUAUACAUGUACUUCGAAGUAAACGACUGGAUUUCAUUUCGCAGGACUGUAAAAUAUUUGUUACAGUAGAUCUACGUUUGUGCCUUGCAUCA
Sycon ciliatum is the source of this 8319-nucleotide messenger RNA. Its product is annotated as protein mono-ADP-ribosyltransferase PARP4-like. The record is from RefSeq and is a predicted model, not a curated record. Gene Ontology annotation, cellular component: cytoplasm. Gene Ontology annotation, molecular function: DNA binding; NAD+ poly-ADP-ribosyltransferase activity. Gene Ontology annotation, biological process: transcription by RNA polymerase II. The transcript has 45 exons. NCBI's taxonomy places the organism in Eukaryota, Metazoa, Porifera, Calcarea, Leucosolenida, Sycettidae. Bases 241 to 7209 code for a protein of 2322 amino acids.